Molecule: messenger RNA, 2209 nt
Organism: Manis javanica (Malayan pangolin)
Lineage: Eukaryota; Metazoa; Chordata; Mammalia; Pholidota; Manidae
Source: RefSeq, a predicted model, not a curated record
GUUAAAGGCCCCCAAAAUAUGCAUAUAUAAAAAGGCCAAAAAGUGACUGUCACUGACAGGGAGUCUAAACUAGAGAAGGAAACGGGGCCAAACUGGCGGACUCGGUGAAAGCGCAGCCGGCAGCGUCCCGGACCAGGAGUUACAGCUUCCUGAAAACUUUUGUUCCUAUGCAUAAAGAUGUCUUUGGUGGACUUGGGGAAGAGGUUGCUAGAAGCAGCAAGAAAAGGCCAAGAUGAUGAAGUGAGAACAUUGAUGGCAAAUGGUGCCCCAUUCACCACAGACUGGCUUGGAACAUCACCCCUCCACCUUGCAGCGCAGUAUGGCCAUUAUUCCACAGCAGAAGUGCUCCUUCGAGCAGGCGUUAGCAGGGAUGCCCGGACCAAAGUGGACAGGACCCCCUUGCACAUGGCUGCAGCUGAUGGACAUGCACACAUCGUGGAACUCCUCGUUAGGAAUGGUGCAGAUGUGAAUGCCAAGGACAUGCUGAAGAUGACAGCUCUGCAUUGGGCCACAGAGCACCACCAUCGAGAUGUUGUAGAGCUACUUAUCAAAUGUGGAGCUGAUGUCCAUGCUUUCAGCAAGUUUGAUAAAUCUGCCUUUGACAUAGCCCUGGAGAAAAACAAUGCUGAGAUUCUGGUCAUCCUUCAGGUCUGGCUCUUUAUAUACCCCCAGAGCAUACUUCAGUUGAAGUUAAGGAUUUUUUCUAGGUGCUGAGUCAAAGCUAAAUUAUCUUAUCAAAAUAGUACUUCUCAUAAGUCUAAAUCUUAUGACUCAGUGUCAUUAGUGUCUUUUUUUUUUAAUACCAUUCUAUAAAACCCUGAGUUAUUCAUGAUGAUUGAAGCAGUAUUGUGGCCACUACAAAAGCAAGAUUUAUUUGGCUUUAGAAUGAUUUUUUUCUUCAUGAGUAUAUCCCUUUCUAAUUAAACUUGUCUCAAAACUAUAUUUAAAGCCUCUUUAUGUUUUCUGAAUGUAUAUGAGCUGAUGUGAGACAGUAUGUAUAACUGUAGAGCAUGAGUCAUAAGGAAGCCAUCUCAGAAUUAAAAACUAGCUGUGAUGAUUUCAUCCAUUAAUUUUUUAAGCCAGCACUUGUAUGUCAGGGAAUAACAGGAUGAGGGAUACAAAAAUUAAUAGGACAUGGCCCUGCUUUUGGAGAGUUUACAGUGCCAUGGAGGUAAAGACUAGAAACAAAGCAUUUCAAUACUACAGUGAUAAGCAGAUAUCUAGCAAGUGUUACAGGAGCACAGAAAGAGUAUUAAUGAUACUUAAGGCAAGUAUUAGGAGGUAUAUUUGGAAUCUGAACUGAAUUUUGGAAGAAAAGUGGACAAAGUGAGAAAAUGAUAUUCUAGAAAAAGAGAAGACUGAAGUGUGAAAGGACAUGGAAUGUUCAGGAAAGAAAUAGUUCUGUGCCUAAAGAUUCAGCAAGAGAAAUGGAGUUUCAGGAGCUGAGACUUGAGAGGCUGGGUUCUGAAUGUAGGGAUGUUACAUGACCUGCAAAGGAGUUUGAACUAUUUGGGGGGCAAUGGGAAUCUAAUAGGUGCUUUUAAACAGAGGAUUGGUAUGAUUUUUUUUAAAAAAAGAUGAUAAUUUGGAGCAUGGUAUACAGACUGGGGAGAGAAGACAGUGCUAAAAAACCAUAUAGUGACUUUCAUUAGGCUAGGCAAGAGCCAAUGAGGGCUUUAAUUAAGGAAGAAUAUGAAGAAGAAACAAGAUGGGGCCAAUUCAGGAAGGAAUUAAACAGUAACCAGAAAAUGGAUAAUCUGUUUCAACUGAAGCUCUUAGUCAAAUCCAAUUAUAUAUAAAAAAUAGCCAUUUCUGCUGCAUUUUCAGUGGUUGGUUGGUUGGUUUUUCCUGACAGAUGGUUCCCUAUAAACUGCUUAUCCUCUUCAACUUCUCAGGGCCCUUUCAUAAUUGGACCUUUUUAGUGAUCAUGUUUGUAGAAAACUGCUUGUGGAAGUUAAAAAAUAAAACAGAGAUAAGCAUCUUUAUACAGAAAUUGUACAAAUAUCUUUGGAAGCAGAGGUGCAGCAUAUGAAACGAGUUUAAAAUGUGGUUCUCAUGUAUUUGCUUGUUAUAUAUUCUCUUAGGAACUUCUUCAAUAGCAUAAUGGAACAAGUAAAACUCUGGAUAAAACUCUGGAGAUUAUUAUUCUCUGUAGAUUCUCUGUAGGGAUCUCCUGCUACAUAUUGGUGUGUAGAUAACUGAUCAUGGA